Phytophthora nicotianae INRA-310 is the source of this 165-nucleotide messenger RNA. RefSeq lists its product as hypothetical. Lineage: Eukaryota; Oomycota; Peronosporomycetes; Peronosporales; Peronosporaceae. The transcript has a single exon. The coding region runs from base 1 to 165 and encodes 54 amino acids. The record is from RefSeq and is a predicted model, not a curated record.
AUGGAUCCCUUCACCACCGAGUGGGCGCUGAAGAUCCAAGGAAUGCUGAAGAAGUGGGGUACGACUGAGAUGGAGCUUCGCUUCAAGGCGUACACUGACGUGUUUCACAAGAACAGAAUUAAGGAGAAGAUCGAACGUCUUCAGGUGUCCCUAGAAGACUGGUAA